Molecule: messenger RNA, 2816 nt
Organism: Cucumis melo (muskmelon)
Lineage: Eukaryota; Viridiplantae; Streptophyta; Magnoliopsida; Cucurbitales; Cucurbitaceae
Exons: 5
Coding region: 1998-2597 (199 amino acids)
Source: RefSeq, a predicted model, not a curated record
CCCUUCACCGCCAAGAUUUUGAAGACAUCCAAGUUCCAUUUUUUUUUUCUUUUUCCUUCUUCAAUUUGCAGAGAACUUCUAAGAGAGAGUUUGGAAGAAGAAGAGAAAUUUUACUAGAAUUUUUAGGUUGAAGAAGAGGAGGAGAACUCAAGCAAAGUGUAUCAAUGGCUGAAUUUUAGUUCAUUCUGCACAUCACUGGUUUUUAAUUCGGUUUGAACUCUUCAAAAGGAUUUAAGAGGGCAGUUGGUUUUCACUCGAAAUCAGGAGGUCUCUGGUUUUUCUUAUAUUUCAGAGUGUAUCGGUGGAGUUAGAAUCUCUAUUUGCUAUGUUAAAUUGUAGGGACAAAUUAAAAAGGUCGUGUGCGCGCGAUUCUCGAAGUGGUUCUGUUUUGAGGGUCAUAUGUGUUUAUGCACGGGGAAUCAGAUUUAUAUGUCUUCAGGAAAGUUUUAGAGGAUCUCAAAAUGAAGAUUUUGAUAUAAAGAACACUCAUUUGGGUUAAGUAUUGAGAAAGUUAUAGUCCUUUGAAGUUUAUGUUAGAAAUCUGGAAAUUUUAGAGAAUUGUUGAAAUAGGAUUUUAUUUCUUAAGCUUUGUUUUCGUGAGCGUCAUCUUUGGUGCGACAUGUUAUGUAUAUCUUUAGGAAACCAGAAUGUUUAGAGUUUUAAUACUCGGUUGGGUUGUUGGCAGGCCGAGAAGAAUUAAACCGAGCUUAUAGACCAAGGAUCUAGCCCAAGACUGUGAGUGACAAAACCAACUUUGAAAUAUUUUCCAUAAUUGUUAUUAUGAUUGAAUGCGAUAAAUGUUUAUUUACGAAGCCAUGAAAAGUAUUUGAAUUUCAUGACUAUUUUCAAGUAUACAUUUGGAGACUAGAUUUCUUAAAGAAAUUUAUGCUAGCACGUAGAUAUUAAAUGUUUGGAAAGUAUUUAAACCAUAAUAUUUUAAGCAAAGCAUGAAUUAGUAUGAAGUUUUGUUUUAAGAACUACAAUUUUUCACGAAAGAGCUGAGUAAAGUUCGAGUUUUGUGUAAAAUUUAUAAGCAGGCAUGUUUUAAUAUUUAAAGAUGAUUUAUGAAAUUUUCAUUAACUACAUGACUGAGAUCUUGAGCCUGAGGCUAGAGAUUACUGUGUGCACACUGGUUAGAUUCCGUUGUUGACGUUGAGUGUACUCCGUAACAACGAUGCUGUCGUGAGUGCUGGGCGGGCCCCACUACGACAAAGAUGAUGGGAGUGUUGGGCGGGCCCCACUACAUCGUAGUGCUUGUAAACGUUGUUGUACUAGGUGUACCCUACACAACGUAUGUUCGUCAUGUUAGUUAAAAUGCUUCGAUAUACUUGAUAUGCCUUGCUAGAUUUCAAUGAUGAACAUGCUGAGUAUUUAAGGAAGCUAUUCUUACUACUACACAUUUACAUAUGCGACUUGUAUAAACAGAUUUAUAUGUGUAAAGUUUUCACGUGCUCUUAUCUUUAAAUUCAUAGUUUUAAACUGAGUCACUCACUGAGCUUCAUAGCUCACCCUUUCCAAAAUGUUUUACCCAUUUUCCAGGUAGAGAUCGACUUCCCGGUGCCUGAUAGACUGCCUUAGUCUGCGCAAGCUUCAUUAUCGAUUGCCAGUACGUGUUUUGAGUUGGGCAUAGAGUCUGUUGUGUUGUGGUGUAUAUACACCCUUGUAUGUUAUAGAUACUCCACAGUUUGUAUAAGCUUUAGGAGCUGUAGUUGUGUAAAUUUUGUUGCUUAUAUUUUGAUUAAGGUGUCUUUAGGUUUACUCGUGAAAUCGGUAAAUUUUGAGGUACACUUCAUGUAUGUGUUUGACUAGCUGUGUUUGACUAGCCUAGGAUCUGCUGUGUUUUGUGGCAUGUACAAUAGUUUAUAUACUAGAUUGGCAAGUUCAUCACAUGAAAGUUUUAAGCAGAGUCGACAGAUACAGGUACAGAAAAGCGUUGUUCGUCGGCUUCACGCCAUCUUUCGGUCUAAGGUAGCAGGUAGUCCGGGAGGGGGUGUGACAUGACUCGUUCAAAACUAUCUCUUUUGUCUCAACAAGACCACAAGUAUAAGGUUCUUGAAAAAGAAUAUUUGAAGAUGAAGGAAGAAAUGGUAGAAAUGAAAACAAUGAAAGAUGAAAUGAUUGAAAUGAAAGCACUUAUGUUAUCUUAUUUAAAGAAACAGACUGAACCAACUGAGGAACUUUCAAAUGCUACUACAAGUGUGCUUAAGCGACUAAAUAUUCCUCCAAUGCCUUCUCCAUCGAGUAUCAAUAACAACAGUCAAACUAAGUGCAAGUUAUUAGAUUGGUAUGGCUCAGGAGAGAUUGUUACUGAAGGAAGAUGGUCUUCUAAUGAUCCAACUGCUCUGGUCCAUCAUGUUCCUAUUGGUCCACAUGCGAUUAGAGUAUGGGUUGAUGUAGCAAAGAAAUCAAACGCAUAUUUGUGGAGGCCAACAUCAGAAAUGACAUGUAUUGAAGAAGCUUUGGGAAGUACAUUUGCAUGGCCAUCUGAUAAAGUGAUCAUUAGUAUGUUGUCUAAUUCUAAUAUUUUUUGUCUACAUUUGUUAAAGAUUUUCUAUACUUGUUUAAUUAAUAUAUGUUUUAUAAUUUUAUGUAGGUGAUGAAAUGGAGUCGUCUUCACCAGAGGACUAAAGAUUGUACACUUAUGACCAACUUUGCUUGUAGACUUAUGAUGAACUUUAUUUGUAUUUUGAGGGUUAAUUUGUGUGGUUCAUACAUUAUUUACUAAUAUGUGUAUUUUGAUUGUCAAUGUGUAUGGUUGGUACAUUUAGAAUGACUACAUUGUUUGGUAAUUUUAAUACAUUAUGAAUGGUUUUAUA